Molecule: messenger RNA, 1686 nt
Organism: Rotaria sp. Silwood2
Lineage: Eukaryota; Metazoa; Rotifera; Eurotatoria; Philodinida; Philodinidae
Source: the annotation of a GenBank genome assembly
AUGGGUGCUACGUGCUGCUCCUGCUGUGGUAAGAGUAACGUUGUUCAGCCUACAUAUAAUCCUGAAGUAUACAGAACCAAAACUCCAGCUUUAAUACGUAAAUCUGAGACUGUAUUGAUGAUAAAAAAAAGUCCCGCUAUAAUGAGAGACGAUUCAACAAUGCAACGUUUUUUGAAACCUGGCAUUAGUACAAACAAUCCUUUGAAACUUAUUGAUGGUUAUCUCAAUGAACCACUUGUGUCUCUCGAAGAAGCACUUCAACCCUUUCAUGGUCGAAUUGAUCAAUUAGCUUAUUAUAUCAAAGAAGCUAAAAGCAAAUGCCACUAUCCAUCAGAACAUAAUCUUACACGUGAUGAAUCAGCUGCUAUUUAUAUUUAUACAAUGAAAUGGGACAACAAAUGUCUCUAUGAUCAUUUGCAAGAAGCAUGGAAAAUUGAUACGAACAACAUUGAUAGCCAGGUCCAUUCUAUUACAGAUAGUAAUGAUUCACAAAAUUCUCCUCUCGAUUUAUCAAAAACCGGUAAAUUCUAUCGAUGUCUUCCUCGAUCACCUGAUGUUUUAUGCGUCAAAACUAAUAAUACUUGCGAUAGACAAAUGCUAUUAAGCCAUUUAUAUGAUGCACCAAAACUUUUAACGGAAUCAAAAUUAGACUGGCAUUAUCGAAGUAUAAAAGAUUUAGCAAAAAAAUAUAUUCCUUUCCUAUCUGGUGAUGGUCCUCAACGAACACCAAUCAGAAUAACAGUUCCUAACGAAUAUUCUCAACUGAUGUAUGUUAAAAUAUCAGUUGUGACUCAUGAUAUGCAGCCUCAUGAAUCUAAAGUAAUUGGACCACCAAAAAUCAUAGUGCGGAUGGAUCAACUUUCUCAUGAUAAUAAUCUAAACUGUUUGAAUUUCGAUGAAUGUAAUUCGAUCGACUAUUUUGAUCCAAUCACAAGACACAUCUACUUACAGAUUACUCCAACAGAGCAUAGUGCUCAAUUAAAAGAAAUACGAAUUCACAUGUUCAAUUCAUAUCAAAAUCAAUGGAUAACAAAAGAAAUUAUCGAAGCCAAACAACUUGAUUUAUGUAGACUAGCAUUUCAGUUAUGCGUUGUUGACAAUGAACGAUAUAUACCUGUAUCUCCAAUAUCAUUUACUUCCAUUAUCCGAGAACCAGUUAAUAAAAAACUAAAAAAACAAUUAAGUCAAUAUCAUUGUCCAGGUUGUAAAUGUACCAUUCCAUCAAAUGGAGAUGUACAACAAGAUAGAAAAGAAGAAGAAGAUUAUCAUGAUGAUGACAACAGUGAAAGUUCCAUCAUUGUUGCACAGGAUCAAGGGCGUCAAUCAAAACAAAAAUCUUCUACAUCAUCUCUGACCACACAUUCCAUAAUAAAACGAAGCAGAAAGAACAAAAAUCCUUGUAUUAUACCCGAUAUUGAAGAUACAGAAAAUUUUGAUGGUAAUGACAGUCGAUUUACUAAAACAACAUGUGAUAAUAAUGAUAAUGAUUGUCAUGAAGACGACGAUGGUGAUAAUAUUAAUGAUGGUGAUAAUACCAAUGAUAGUGAUAAUAUGAAUGAUAGAGACAAUGAAGAUAAACUAUUCAUAGCGAUGGAUCAAAAUGAAAAUGAAACAACAAAAGAUGAUAAUCAAUCAGAACAUGAAAUUAAAGAAGAAGGUAAUGAUUCUUUUCCAGAAAGUCAAUAA